CCAUUUUAAACUUCGUCCUUUCAAACCACCAUCAAGAAUACCUUUAAAACCAUCUACUAGUGACAACAUACCCAAUACAUCACGAGAAAAAAGAGUAAAGCCUUUAAUUUCAAAUCCAUCAAAGCGUAUUAAACUCGACAAUGACUCUGCCGAUGACGAAAACAUUUGUAUUCCUGAAUCUGAUUAUUGUACUGAUGAAAAUCGCACGCGCAACAAAAAAGUUUUUGGGCCUUUCAUACCACCCACUUUUAUCAAAAACCCUCCGUUCGAAAUCAAUCAAGACGGCAUUCAGAAAAAGCGUCUAGGUUAUGGUUCUCGAAAUUUUCCAAAGAGAUCUUUGUUUGAUCCAUCUGCUCCUGAUGCGAUCGUACUUUAUGAUCCGAACGAUGAUCCUGAAUUAAAACCAAAGGAAGAAGAAGUCAACCUUAAAACUAACAAAAAUAAAUCUGUUGCAGAAAUAUUGGGAAUCAAGAAUGAGGUGGGCAAAAAAGUUCACGUGGUUGUUGAUCCUGUUUUGGGUAAAAAACUUCGACCACACCAAGUUGAAGGUGUAAAGUUUUUGUAUAAUUGUACUACCGGAAGAACAGUUGAAAAUGCUUAUGGAUGUAUAAUGGCUGAUGAAAUGGGUCUUGGUAAAACUCUCCAAUGCAUCACCCUUUUGUGGACAUUACUUAAACAAUCACCUGAAGCUGGUAAAGGGACAAUAGAAAAAUGCAUUAUCGUUUGUCCAUCAAGUCUUGUGCAUAAUUGGGCGAAUGAAUUGGUAAAAUGGCUUGGACCUAUAAGAUUAAAGGCACUGGUUAUGGACAGCAAGGGGAAAAAGGAAAAUUUAGUAAAAGAAUUGAGGCAUUAUGCUGGUGCUAAAGGAAAGAUGAUUGUUCAACCAGUGUUGAUCAUUUCGUAUGAGACUCUUCGAGUAAAUAUAACUGAAUUGAAGACUACCCAUUUUGGCUUAUUAUUGUGUGAUGAAGGCCAUAGACUAAAAAAUUCGAGUUCUCAGUUAUUCCAGGCUUUAAAUUCGCUUCAAGUUCAACGAAGAGUUAUUUUGUCGGGCACGCCAAUUCAGAAUGAUCUUUCAGAAUAUUUUUCACUGUUGAACUUUGCCAAUCCUAAUUUUCUUGGAACACCUAGUGAAUUUCGUAAAAAUUAUGAAAACCCUAUUUUACGUGGGCGUGACGCUGAUGCUUCUGAACAAGAGAGAGAAACUAGUGAUCAAAAGCUAUCCGAAUUAUUGGAAGUCUACGAACACGUCGUAUUUUGUCGUUUGAGCGAAUUUCAAGUGUCAUUAUAUGAUUUGUUCCUUACUUCACCAGAAAUUCAAGGUCUUCUUCGUGGCGCAUCGUCUCAACCACUCAAGGCAAUUACUAUGCUUAAGAAAUUAUGCAACCAUCCGGACUUGCUUAAUCUACCUAAAGAGCUUAGAGGGUCUCAAAAAUGCUUUCCUCCAGGGUAUUCAAUAACAGACAAGACGAGAACAGUAAAACCAGAGUUUUCAGGAAAAAUGAUUGUAUUGGAUAGAAUGUUAGCAAAGAUUAAAAAUGAGACAAAGGAUAAAAUUGUCCUGAUUUCGAACUAUACGCAAACUUUAGACGUAUUCGAAAGAUUGUGCAAAACCAGAAAAUACGGUUGUUUGCGUCUUGAUGGUACAAUGCCAAUAAAAAAGCGCCAGGCUCUCGUAAGUAAGUUCAACGACCCACACAGUUCAGAAUUUGUUUUUCUACUUAGCAGUAAAGCCGGUGGAUGUGGAUUGAAUCUUAUUGGCGCAAAUCGGCUUGUUUUGUUUGAUCCAGAUUGGAAUCCUGCAUCAGAUCAGCAAGCAUUGGCACGAGUUUGGAGAGAUGGACAAAAGAAAAAUUGUUUCAUAUAUCGAUUUAUUUCGACGGGAUCUAUUGAAGAGAAAAUCUUUCAACGUCAAUCGCAUAAACAAUCACUCUCCUCAUGUGUCGUGGAUGAAGAUUCCGAAGUUGAAAGACAUUAUACAUUUGAGUCCUUAAAGCGUCUUUUCCUUUUCAAUCCAGAUACUAUGUGCGAUACACAUGAUACUUUCAAGUGUCUUAGAUGUGUAAAAGGUGUUCAACGGAUAUCUCGACCACAAGGAGAGGUGAUGAAUUACAGUGAUACAAGCUCAUGGGAUCACUUCACUGGUGGAAAUGAUAUGAAUAAGAUCCAUGAUAAUAUCCUAAAGACUGAGGCAAAUCAAGGCGUUGUUUCAUACGUGUUUCAAUAUAUUUCUCACUAA
Cetraspora pellucida is the source of this 2239-nucleotide messenger RNA. The record is from the annotation of a GenBank genome assembly. Lineage: Eukaryota; Fungi; Glomeromycota; Glomeromycetes; Diversisporales; Gigasporaceae.